AUGGCUUCUUUCUUUGCUUGCUUUAUGUCGUCGAAAGGAGUGCCUUCUGGUACCUCAAUUGGAAUUCCAGUCGAAAUCUCGAGAUUCAAGGCAGCCCUUCCCGUUAUCCAACCGUUAACAAGCUUGCCUUUUACAUUCUGCCUGAGGAAGUCUUUCUUGCAUUCCAAGUUCUUCCAUCCGACAGGAAAAUAUUUUCCCGACAAAGGGAAAAAUUUUUCCUUCCGACAGGAAGAACUCUUCCAGUUGUCCGUCCGUAAACCAUUCAAAUUUUCGAAAAUUGAGAACUUUUUGGUCGAACUUCAGAAAAUGUUUUUCCUUCCGACAGAAAAAGUUCUUCCUUCCGACAGAAAAAGUUUUUCCUUCCGACAGAAAAAGUUCUUCCUUCCGACAGGACACAAACGGAUGACUGACGUUCCUCUUCCUGAAUGCCUUCCAAAGCCAGAAGAACCGAAAGCUGCAGAACCACAACAGUCUCCUCAGCAACCUCAGUUCCAGCAAGUACCUCCGAAUUACUACCAAUUUCCACCUCAAGGUUACUACCCACCACAAGGCUUCCCGAACUACCCUCCUCAGCCUAUGCCUUACUUCCCCAACCCUUGGUUGUUCCAGCAAGCUCCACCCCAGCAAUUCCAAUUCCAAUCUCAAUCGAAGAGAGACCAAGACUUCGAAGAAGGUCUGAACCGCUUACGCAAAGAGUAUGCUACAGCUCCAAUUGAGAGAAAGUUGUUCCCGGACCAAAAAAUAAUGUUUAGGGUAGAUGGUUAG
Trichomonas vaginalis G3 is the source of this 765-nucleotide messenger RNA. RefSeq lists its product as uncharacterized. The record is from RefSeq and is a predicted model, not a curated record. The transcript has a single exon. Bases 1 to 765 code for a protein of 254 amino acids. NCBI's taxonomy places the organism in Eukaryota, Parabasalia, Trichomonadida, Trichomonadidae.